AUGAAGAACGACAGGAAGGAAAACGCUUCCUCGAGAGGAGAACGCUGUAAAUAAGAAACUUGCAAGAUUUCGUUUUUCUAUACAAAAGUGUUUCAAAUAUUCAUACGUAUAAAGAGCAGUAUUUUAAUUAAACAACCUUACAUGUUUUAGAUACAAAUAUAUUUAUAUUUAUAUAUAAAUUUAUAUAUAUUAUAAAAUUAUAAAAUUAUAUAUAUAUAUAUAUAUAUUUAUAAUUUUAGAUACAAGUAUAUUUAUAUUUAUAUAUAUUUGUAUGCUAUAUAUAAACAGUUUUCUUUUUCAUCAAAAAUUCAUUUUCCAACUAGUAUUUCGCGAAGAUCCGAGCGAGCGUAAUUCCUCCUUGGUGUUCUCAUCUUGCUCCCUCUAUUCGCAAGUGAAUUACCUACGACGUAGUUUCGCGAUAGAUGUUUCCAUGGUACUCGUGGAGAAAGAGCUCAAAGCAAUAUUAUUUAACCGUUAAAGUCAGUCCUCGUUAGGCCGUGGCCGAUAGAGGCGUGGGUCGUGUCGUCGUAUAUUAGUUGGGAAACGCCUCCUGUGGGAUCGAGAGGGGUUGAUGGCACACGGAGAUUAAUAGCCAACGGGUCAAGUACGUUAAGAGAGGAGACGGCUCUCUACUCUCUUACCGAACAUUUUGCUUGGGAUAAAGCGGGAGCAACGCCAACGAUGUUCAACACUCGAAAAAAAAAAACAGGAAAAAAAGGGAACAAACGCACGCUCCUGCGAUUCGAGGAAAAUCCUAACACGAUUCCGGAGACACACGGCAGCCAGCCACUAAAUCCUCCCCCAUACCAGCAUACCAGUCGGCAGUCCAGUUCCUGGACGCGUCGUCCUGGACAAAUGCCCGGAUACCAACGGUGGAAGCAAUGCGUCUUAACGACGCGACGCCACUCUGCGAGGCGUCACCACCGCGCCUCGUUCUCUCCGUGCAGUUCCUGUCCCGGGCCAUUUCACGCCUUCGGCACGAACGUCGCAGGACCACGGUUCUCGCUGAUAAUCCGGGGGAAAGCAGGGCUAUUGAUCUAACCUUCCUACCAUCGAUCACUCGAGUCAGUUAACUUGCCUU
Molecule: messenger RNA, 1081 nt
Organism: Heterotrigona itama
Lineage: Eukaryota; Metazoa; Arthropoda; Insecta; Hymenoptera; Apidae
Source: the annotation of a GenBank genome assembly